UUGCUUCAAAAUGUUUGAUGCAACUUAUUCAUCCCAGAAUCACCCUUGUGCCUCACCCUAUUUCCUAUUUUCCAAGCUACCAACCACAGAACCACUUAUAGAGGUAAAGGGUGCUCGACCGAAGGAGAUGUAUAAGCAGUGGAACAAAAAUCUAAGGCACUUUUAUAUGGGAUUGUAAUCUCCACCAUUCCAUUGCCACCGGACGGUAUCUCCGGCAAGGCCAUGGCACCUCAGUUUUAGUGCGUGUCAUCAUGAUUCCUUGCUCUGCUUAGUUUCACACUCCUUUUGCUCCCAUUAACAACACCACUUGUGGCUCAACCUGGUGCCGUAUCAUGGUUCCAGCGGCGAGGGACACUCAUGGUGGCUCUAUAUGGCAGCGAAGCAAUGGGUGCGAAACUUGUGGUGCUGCCGCGGCCGAUGCUCGGAGCAGGUGGCCCUGGGUGGAUGAAAAGCUUGUCACAGUCAGUGGUUGUAGAUAGAGUAGCCACCUCACUAUUUGAUGGCUGAAGGACGAUGCCCUGCAAUGCGCUUGGCGGAGGGGCGGUGAUUGAUGGCUGAUUGAGUUAGCAGAAGUAGUGUUGGAAUUGGAUUAGUAAGGAAGGGAGGGGUGCACAAUGAUCAGUAGUACAGGACAGGUGGUGUGCGUGACUGGUGCUUCUGGUUAUAUCGCUUCAUGGAUCGUCAAAUUUCUUCUCCAACGCGGCAACACUGUCAAGGCCACUGUUCGCGAUCCAAAUGAUCCAAAAAAAGUUGGCCACUUGCUUAGGCUUGAUGGUGCUAGGGAGAGACUGCACCUAUUUAAGGCAAAUCUCCUUGAAGAAGGUUCCUUUAACUCUGUUGUUCAAGGCUGUCAUGGUGUCUUUCACACUGCUUCUCCCUUCUAUUAUGAUGUCGAGGACCCGCAGGCUGAACUGUUAGAUCCAGCAGUGAAGGGAACUCUAAAUGUUCUCAAAUCAUGUGCAAACUCGCCAUCUCUGAAACGUGUUGUCCUAACCUCCUCUAUUGCUGCUGUUGCAUAUAAUGGAAAGUCUCGAACUCCGGAUGUAGUGGUUGAUGAGACUUGGUUUUCUGAUCCGCAUUUCAAUCUGGAAGCAAAUAUGUGGUAUGUGCUUUCAAAGACCUUGGCUGAAGAUGCUGCCUGGAAAUUUGCACGUGAAAACAACAUUGACAUGGUUACUAUUAACCCAGCAAUGGUCAUAGGGCCUCUCCUGCAACCAGUUCUUAACACCAGUGCCGCUGCAGUUUUGAAUUUUGUUAAUGGUGCACAAACAUUUCCAAAUGCUACUUUUGGAUGGAUCAAUGUGAAAGAUGUUGCAAAUGCCCAUAUUCAGGCGUAUGAGAGUGCUUCAGCUAGUGGAAGAUACUGUUUAGUUGAGAGAGUGGUACACCAUUCAGAAAUUGUCAAGAUUUUACGUGAACUGUACCCGACAUUACAACUUCCAGAGAAGUGCGCAGACGAUAAGCCAUAUGUGCCAACAUAUCAGGUUUCCAAAGAUAAGGCAAAGAGCUUGGGAAUUGAAUUUGUUCCUUUGGAAAUGAGCCUCAGGGAAACCGUGGAAAGUUUGAAGGAGAAGAAAUUCACCAACUUUUAAUUUGUGAUAUCUCUUGGAUAAGUCUAAGUUUAUACAACCAGAAUCUAGUUUAGUUGGUGACUUCAUGCUUGUGAAGAAAUCGACUAUUAAAUAAGGGUUAUCAAAACCUUGCACUACUGAAAUAAGUUAUGUAUAGCUUGUACUCGGGGGAUCAAUAUUUUUCGUCUCCCUAUUGUCUCACUCUCAUUUACCGUUUAACCAAUGAGAUUGUAUCAUCACACCAGUUUUUUUUAAAGCCACAAUAGGUCCAAUUAUUACUAAUUUACUGUUAUCCAUUGGAAACAUGAACGGCGGUGGACAAUGGAGCUCCGGCAACAUUGAACGGUGGUGGGAGAGUGUGAGAAUGAAGCUCCGGCGAAACGGUGGUGGGAGAGUGUGAGAACGAGAGAAAGCAUUUCAAUUUUACAUUUUUAUCAUCCAAUUAAUUCUAACAUUUCAUGUGAAGAUGUUCCAAAAAUCUCAUGUCCAAUGGUGGUUAAUCAAUGGUAAUUAUUCUUUAAAUUACAACAAA
Lotus japonicus is the source of this 2103-nucleotide messenger RNA. RefSeq names its product cinnamoyl-CoA reductase CAD2-like. The coding region runs from base 615 to 1592 and encodes 325 amino acids. Lineage: Eukaryota; Viridiplantae; Streptophyta; Magnoliopsida; Fabales; Fabaceae. The record is from RefSeq and is a predicted model, not a curated record. Gene Ontology annotation, molecular function: oxidoreductase activity, acting on the CH-OH group of donors, NAD or NADP as acceptor. The transcript is spliced from 7 exons.